Messenger RNA from Daucus carota subsp. sativus, 1818 nucleotides. Its product is annotated as protein trichome birefringence-like 12. Gene Ontology annotation, cellular component: Golgi apparatus. NCBI's taxonomy places the organism in Eukaryota, Viridiplantae, Streptophyta, Magnoliopsida, Apiales, Apiaceae. The record is from RefSeq and is a predicted model, not a curated record. The coding region runs from base 112 to 1320 and encodes 402 amino acids. The transcript is spliced from 4 exons. Gene Ontology annotation, molecular function: O-acetyltransferase activity.
ACGUGUGCAAAGUGUAGCUUUUUUUUUUUGCCAAGAAAGUGUAGCUUAAAUAUUUUCAUCACUAGUUCACUCCAGAUCUCUGCAACAGAAAGUGCAAACAAAUGAAUAACAAUGGCUUCCAAGCUAACUUCAAAGCUCUUACAAUCCCUAAUCAUCUCCACUCUCACACUCAUCUUUCUCUACACCACUUUCUUCACCAUUAAUCCACCAUUUCAAGCAACCCCAUCUCCUCCAAAACACUCAAUUUCGCCUCAAUCACACUGCAAUCUGUUCACCGGCAAAUGGGUUUUUGACCCGACCCGGGAACCAAUUUAUGACUCCACAUGCCCAUUUCACAGGAACUCAUGGAAUUGCUUGAGGAAUCAAAGGGAGAACAUGGGUCGGAUCAAUUCUUGGAAAUGGGUGCCUGAAAAAUGUGAUCUUUCUCGGGUUGACCCGGUUGGGUUCAUGGGUCUGAUGAGGAAUAAAAGAAUUGGGUUUGUUGGGGAUUCUUUGAACGAGAAUUUUUUGGCUUCUUUUCUUUGUAUUUUGAGAGUUGGUGAUUUGGGUGCUAAGAAAUGGAAAAGGAAAGGGGCUUGGAGAGGCGCUUUUUAUCCGAAAUAUAAUUUGACAGUUGGGUAUCAUAGAGCUGUUUUGCUUGCCAAAUAUCAGUGGCAGCCAAAACAAUCGAGUGCCAGCGGAAAAGAUGAAUCAGAAGGAACCUAUCGGGUAGAUGUUGAUAUUCCAGCUGAUGACUGGGUUGGCAUUGCGGAUUUCUACGAUGUUCUCAUUUUCAAUACUGGGCACUGGUGGGGUUAUGAUAAAUUCCCAAAGCAGACACCUCUUGUUUUUUACCAGGCAGGGCAACCAAUACUUCCACCCUUGGGGAUGUUGGAAGGCUAUAAAACUGUCGUUGAAAAUAUGGCUGCUUAUGUUCAGAGGGAGUUCUCAAGAAAAACAAUCAAAUUUUGGCGGUUACAAUCACCUAGGCACUUUCAUGGUGGGGAGUGGAAUCAAAAUGGUAGUUGCUUGUUUGACAAUCCUCUUGAGGAAUCCCAGCUUGACUCAUGGUUCGAUCCCAAUAUGAAUGGAGUGAAUAAAGAAGCAAGGCAAUUUAAUCAAUUGAUUCGAGACGCAAUACAAGGCACAGAUAUUCGAGUGCUUGAUUUUACUCAUUUAAGUGAGUUCAGAGCAGAUGCACAUCCAGCAAUUUGGUUAGGAAAGAAAGAUGCUGUGGCAGUUUGGGGUCAGGACUGUAUGCACUGGUGCUUACCCGGUGUUCCUGACACGUGGGUUGAUAUUUUGUCACAACUUAUUCGUGAUAGCUUAGAGACAAGAUGACAAGUGUAGUUCAAUUUUGCUCGAGGUUCAGGUUUGAAAAAUUCUUUCGGCAUUUACAGAAUUGUUGAUCAGAGAGCUUCUGUAGAUUGUACUGGUGAUGUAGACAGUUUGCUCAUACAGUGGUUUAUGCAUACUGCCGAGAAGUCGAGAACUGUGUUGUUGCCAUAUCUGAUUAAAGAGAUCUGCCAUUCUAUUGCUAUUUUUGUUGGUAUAAUCAACGUCUUCUACCAAUAUGAUAUACCUGAAUCUUGAUCGUAUCAACAAAAACAGGAUGGAGAGGCAAUGCUGAUCAACUGACACCAGAACUUUGUAAAUUUUAUUGAUCUUCAUUAUGACCAAAUUAUAUCUUUUUGUCAAAUUACUGAAAAGAAUUGGUAGAUGUUGUGGCAAUACCACAAUAGUUUUUACAGUACCAAUGCAUAGUAUUACUUUACAUGAAUGUAUUUUGUACUGCUAUAAGUUUCAUAAAUAGAAAAGAAUGUACUAUAAUUUUCAUAA